Messenger RNA from Cucumis sativus (cucumber), 3030 nucleotides. Its product is annotated as SH2 domain-containing protein B. The record is from RefSeq and is a predicted model, not a curated record. Gene Ontology annotation, molecular function: DNA-binding transcription factor activity, RNA polymerase II-specific; RNA polymerase II cis-regulatory region sequence-specific DNA binding. The transcript is spliced from 13 exons. The coding region runs from base 336 to 2534 and encodes 732 amino acids. Gene Ontology annotation, biological process: regulation of transcription by RNA polymerase II; signal transduction. NCBI's taxonomy places the organism in Eukaryota, Viridiplantae, Streptophyta, Magnoliopsida, Cucurbitales, Cucurbitaceae.
AAUCAUCUUCUUCCAUGCCACAAGAUCAAAACACAAUUACAAACUUCAAAUCACAACCGGUCAUUUGAAUUGUGUACCGUAUAGAUCGAACCACCGGAUGAAAACCCAUUUCCUAGCGCCAUCGGAACACUGCACCAACCGUUAACAGCCGUCAGAAGGAAGCUGCGUUUCGCUUUAUCGAACAACCUGAGAGAAGGAGAGAGGUCAUGGUAAAGUCGUUGGUUUGAAAGAGAAAAAGGGUCGAGGGUGGGAAUGGAGUUUCGUCUUUGAUGGGUUGUUUUUGGUAAAAGAAAGGAACCCUUUUGAGUUUGUGGGUUCAAAGAGUGAGGAGAAUCAUGGGCAGCGAAGUGAAUGAAAGCGACGAAUACUCGCUGCUCAAGAAUCUGCGGCUGGAAUUUGAUGGAGACGAUGGGUGUUUUACUGUUUGCUUUUGGGUUUAUCUUAUGAAUUCUACUACAUUCCCUGUUUCAAUCCUUCAACAGGUGCAAUUAGAUUCCUCAAGCAUGACUCCUUUUCUCAUUCUGAGUGAAUGGAAUAGACUGAAGAUUAUGCCUUUGACCACCUUACACAAAGCUGAUGAAGGUUCCAGCCCUGGCAGUUCUUCUUCAGCAAAUGUAGUUCCACAUGAAUAUCUAGAUGUCGAUUUUCCUAUGGAAAAAUGGGUUCACAUUGGAUGUGAGGUCUCCACUGAUUUUGUCAGGCUGCAUAUUGAUGGAAAAAUGGUUGGAGAAAAGCCUGUGUCAUCUUCACUCAGUGAAGACACCUUUCCAAGGGCUUUGGGGACGAUUGUUUUAGGCAACAAUGGUGAAGACAUCAGCUUACAGGGAUAUAUUCAUAAUGAAAAGGUUUUGCCUUCAGCUUCGUUGAUCAGGGAUCAUUAUGCUGAGGACCUACCUGUUAAAUUAUUUAUUGACAACUCUUCUACCAUGGAGAUUGAAGAGGGGGGUGAUGGCAUCUGGAAUAUAGUUGGUGGCAAGCCAUCUUGUCGUAGAAAUUUUUCACUGGAUGUUAUGCUGUUAGAUUCCUCUGGCCAGCCAGUUCUGAAGGAACUUGAGGUUGUUGCCUCCCUCAUCUAUGCUGACAGCGGGGAAGCUGUGGAGAAGUCAGGUGAUGAAGAAGCUCCCCUUUUGGCAAGCUAUGAUGGUGUUGAAUUUGCAUCCAGUGACAGACCAAGUAAACUGUUGCAUGGGCGUGCCUCCUUUAAGCUAAAAAUAUCUCAGUUAUCUUCUAAAUGUGAUAACAAGCUCUUCCGCAUUAGAUUUUGUAUACCUAGAGUUGAGGCGUAUCCCUUCUUCGAGGCUCUCUCUUCUCCAAUUCGCUGUAUAUCAAGGAGUCGAAACACUCGUAUGUCAACUUUGAUGUUGAAAAGAUCUACCUUCCAUCCACUAGAUGUAUCUCGGUCAUCUGGUCUGGACAAUGGAACCUCAGAACAUGAGCAUGUUUCAGUUGAAGAAGAAAAGCCAAGUCCACUAUUGAAGAGGGUUAAAUUAGGGCAAGAUAGACCAACCCCUAUCGAUGAUCCUUCAUCAGGGCAACCAGAUGAGGAAUGCAAUUCUCAUUCCUUUACUGCUAAUGGGGCUGGAAAUGGGUUUGGCUCAAGAACAGAAAGAUCCAAAAAUAAUGGAUCGACUGGAGCCUCCCCAUCAGACUCCGGAAGCACUGAAGCAAGGCACUCGGUUCUAAAUAGAACUAGAACCAAUGGAAAUCCAAUAUCAGAUGUGAACAUUUUCAAAUAUUGCCUAGGAGGUUUAUCUGAGAGGUCACUUCUGCUCAAGGAGAUUGCAACCUCUGUGUCACAGGAAGAAAUUUUGGAAUUUGCUGAGCAUGUUUCUCUAUAUUCUGGAUGCUUGCACCACAGGAUACAGUUAUGCAUGCUAACUUGGAUGUCCUUGGAUUACUUUGCCAUGACAAACCUUUCUUGGAAGCAUCAAAUAUUAAUGUCAAGAAAAUUAAUAGAGGAGGGAACACGAGCUUGGAACUCAAUCUCACAAAAUAAGCAUCAUGUUCAUUGGGAGAAUGUUGUUUUUGAGAUUGAAGAGCAAUUCAUGAGAAUUUCUGGCUGCAGCUCUAGAUCUCUUACUCAGCAGGAUUUUGAGUUGCUGAGAAGAAUUUCUGGUUGUCAAGAGUAUCUGGCCCAAGAGAACUUCGAAAGAAUGUGGUGUUGGUUAUAUCCUGUAGCUUUUACUUUAUCCAGACAAUGGAUAAAUGCAAUGUGGAGUUCUUUAUCACCUAAGUGGAUUGAAGGAUUCAUUACCAAGGAAGAAGCUGAGUUAUCACUUCAAAGUCCAGCAGGUCUUCAAGAUCCUGGGACGUUUAUUCUUCGAUUUCCCACCUCAAGAAGCUGGCCUCAUCCUGAUGCCGGUAGCUUGGUAGUUACCUAUGUUGGCAAUGAUUAUGCUCUUCAUCACAGACUUCUUACACUUGAUCGCAUUUUCAGUUCUACUGAAGGAGAGAAGAAUAUGAGAAGUCUCCAGGACAUGCUUCUAGCAGAACCCGAGCUCUCUCGUUUGGGAAGGACAAUUCGAAGCCACUAAAUCGUUACAAAAUUGCAGUAUCCAUCCACACCAUUUUGUUUAGUUUCCUUCAGUUACAGAUAUCUCUCAUCAGUUAAGUUGUACAUAUUGCGAAUACAGGAGUUGUUUGGAAAAGAAUAUUUAUAGGCAUGUUGGAGCCAUUCCAGAACCAAGAUUUCAAAAGGUGAACCGUUCAGUCAUCAUCAUCAUAUACACUUCUCUCUUCAGACCAUUACUCAUAGAAACUACGAGUUAUAGGUGAAACUUUGUCAUCUCCAGUAGCGCCCAUACAAGAACUCGCACAUCAGAGAUGAUUACAUAAUAUUACCAUCUUCAGUCAGGAUAUCUCAUCCCUCAGCAGUUUUGGUUGUAUUUCUUUUAACAAAACCUGGAAUUAGCAGGCAAUUCUUGUGAGUUUUUCUUUUUCUCUUUUAAUCUCGAAGUAGUAUCUAUUGUAUAAGUUAAACUUGUUAUACCAAGAGUGAUUCAAAAUCUACCAUUAUUUAGGUGAAAUCUC